AUGAACCCGCAGGUGUUGGCACAAGCCAUCGGCGUUGCCGACGCCCGGCGCGAGGCUUGGCUUGCCGCAAUUGCGUACCCAGGGCGCGUCUAUGGGCGCAGUCACGAGGAAGAGUAUGUGGCUUCGCUCGAGAAGACAGCGACGUUGCUGUCGUUCUUCCAGACGCACGGGAUCGUUGACGUCGACGACCAAGAAGCGCUGAGCGAAGCGCUCGGCUGUGUGCUGCCUCUCGACAUGCACCGCAAGAUGUUUGUCCCCGCGCUGCAGCUUUCCAUGAGCGCUGCGCAGUGGGCGCUCUGGCAAGAGAGAUCGCGAUUGCUGCCUAUCCUCGGCGCGUACGCGCAGACCGAAUUGGGCCAUGGCUCCAACAUCCGAGCGCUUGAAACGACUGCCACCUACGAUCCGGCUACAGAAAUCUUUGAUUUGCACUCGCCAACGCUCACGAGCCGCAAGUGGUGGCCCGGUGGCUUGGGGAAGACGACCAACUUUGCCGUCGUGUACGCUCGCCUCCUUGGUGGCGAUGGCACCGACCACGGCGUGCACGCCUUCUUGGUGCAACUACGCGAUCUCGCGUCGCAUGCAUCUCUGCCGGGUGUGCACCUCGGGGACAUUGGCGCCAAAAUUGGCUUCAACGGCGUUGACAACGGCUUUUGCUCCUUUGAGCACGUCGCUGUUCCCAAAGCACAUCUCCUGCUUGGGACAGCGCGCGUCGAGUGGAGUCCGCAGGGCCAGCUGCGCCGACGAGCCGGCACGGUGGCUCCGUGGGGCUACUUUACGAUGGUCAAAACGCGCGUUUUUCUCGUCUCCAAGUGCGCGCGGUUCCUCGGCCGCGCACUCGCGCUCACGCUCGCAAAUUUGCAGUCGCGUGGUGUGGACGCCCGGCGAACGCUGUACCCGGCCAUGGGCCUCGCACUGGCCUCGAUCUUUGCAGGUCAGUCGCUCUACGCGCUCUAUACUCAAGUGCUCGCGGCCCGCGACACGCGUGAGCUGCACACGUUGCACGCAACGUCAAGCGGGCUCAAAGCGCUCGUCUCAGCCCGAGUGGUCGACAGUCUCCAAGCGUGUAUCAUGACGGGCGGCAAUGACGCGAGCCACGCCGUCGUAUACCUCAAGAACGAGAUUGUCGGCGCGUGCACAUAUGAAGGGACGUUCGACGUGCUCGUGCUGCAGCAUGGCGCGUACUUGCGCAAGCAGCCGCGGAUCGAGCCUCCGCGACUGGCACAUAUGGAGCUUACAGCGGUCCCCGAUCUCCUCAUGCUCUUCUCCCAACGACUUCACGCGCUGCAGUCGGACACAGUGUCCAAGGGGAGUGCGUACAGGACGACGCGCCUCUCGCUUGCCGCCUCCGAGCUCUACCUUCUCGAAGCCUUUGCCGACCGGCUACGCACAGUGAAGGACGCUGCGACGACCGAUGCGCUCUCGCAACUGUGGUGUCUCUUGAGCUAUGCGUGGGUGCUUCAGUCGUUGCACGAGUUUCGUCCGUGGCUGUCAUCGUCCGACGGCGAGAGCGUCGGGCAGCUCUUCGAAGCGACAGCGAUGGCCAUUGAUGACGCGACGAUGGCAUCGAUCGUUGCCGCGUGGGGCUUUGGAGAAACCGAAUUGUCGCGACUCGACGCUGAAUUCUCCAAGCUUUAG
This is a messenger RNA of Saprolegnia diclina VS20, 1635 nucleotides long. RefSeq lists its product as hypothetical. Gene Ontology annotation, biological process: lipid homeostasis; fatty acid beta-oxidation using acyl-CoA oxidase. Gene Ontology annotation, molecular function: acyl-CoA oxidase activity; fatty acid binding; FAD binding. The record is from RefSeq and is a predicted model, not a curated record. Gene Ontology annotation, cellular component: peroxisome. Lineage: Eukaryota; Oomycota; Saprolegniomycetes; Saprolegniales; Saprolegniaceae. The transcript is spliced from 4 exons. The coding region runs from base 1 to 1635 and encodes 544 amino acids.